Molecule: messenger RNA, 2933 nt
Organism: Ciona intestinalis (vase tunicate)
Lineage: Eukaryota; Metazoa; Chordata; Ascidiacea; Phlebobranchia; Cionidae
Source: RefSeq, a predicted model, not a curated record
CCGCAAGUUCGUCAUACAUGAAUGAUUCCUCGGGAAAAGCUGUUGGGCUGGGCGUCGUGUUUGUCUGGUUGCUAGUUCAUUAAAAGUUCAUUUACUAAAGUUUGACAAUCGCUACUUACACGACUUUAAAAGAUUAAGCUAGGUUGUAUUUGCCCGGUAUACCUUUUAAAGUUUAACACUGUUAUGUACAAACGAAAGUUCAGAUAAGCUCAUAAGCUUACCGACAUGGACACUGUAUGUGAUGUCGCUUCAGGUUCAGGUUGCAGCGAAAAGUUAAGAAAAGCACAAACUCACCCUCACGCAAGCUUACAAUUUUUUCCCGGGUCUCUCUCAUCAUCCAGAAGAACCAGCACAGGUUCUUUAAUUCAACGAAAAAGAGCGAACACAAGUAAUUCACAUGAAUAUACUCCCAUGUGCUCGAGGGAUCAUGGAAGGUCCUCUCAUUCCAGAAAGACACCAAUCACGGGUGGUAGUUGGGAUGACAACAGUGUUGGUCACGGUUCAGUCGCAGCUCGAAUGCGACGAGAAAGAAAUCGAGCGAUUAUCCGAAGAACACAAACCACUUCAACAUACAAAACUAACUCUAUAGACACACAUGCACGCAUCACCAGCACCUUAAAUCUCAUAAACACAACAGCGUUGUCUCCAUGGCAACCUCAUGAAGAGGAUAAACUACCAUGGGAUGAUGUUGAUGAUUAUGUGAAUAGUCACUAUGGCAACAGAACUGCCGCAUCAAAAAGAUCAGCGGGAAGUUUGUGCAACAUCAACAAAUACAACAACGUUUUACCAGAAUCUGUAAGUCCAUGGGAUUCAAGGUCGAUCCCCGAUCGCUACACUCGCUUACACCAUCAUCAUCGCUACUCAUUCACAUCAGCAAACCAUCAUUCUAGUCCAACAUCUGGUUGUGCGUCAAUUGCAAGUUCCGACCUCGACUCAGCAGAUCUUGCUUUCUUCAGUAUGACUGAUGACUCAUCAUUUUUUGAUGGUGACUCGUUAUUUUCCGACUCAUAUGGUGCAAUAGACGGUGACUCGGGGUUUUCAACCAAUAUUUUCAGCCUUCUUGAAGAAGGAAGCAUAAGCUGCAGGACCCCUUUCCCAAAUGGAGAUUGGCCAGACUCUAUCAGCGAACUCGACUUUGACUGCAGCGAGCCACAAAAUGACAUCUCGAACUGUGACGCUCAUUCCGAUAUCGGACCAAGCUGUUCCACUGCCUCUACUGAGAGGAACAGAUUAAAGAAACGUCAAAUCCGUGGAGCCACAGAAUCCAAGAACCCCGAAGAAUCAAGUAGUGGCAGCUUUGACUUGGACUUCCAACAAAGCAUAAGAGAUGAAACUGACUCGGUGUCUGGUGAUGACGCAUCGUCUGUAUUGGAAGCCAAUCUCCCGGACUUAUCGGACGUCCUUGAUGGAACUGAGCUCCCGGAUCUGGACCUCGAAGUUGGAGCCGACAAGCUUGACCUUGUGACAAUGAUCUUCGGAAACGAGAAUGAAAGUUUUUUCACGGAAGAUCAACUGGGAGCAGGAACGCUCCUCCCAGAGGAGGAUGCAACUAUAGACAAUGCAUCCGCAGAGAUGCAAGUUGAGUAUGCGGAGAGUGAUGAUACCACAGUGAUACGCGAUGAUGUGGCCGAUACAGAAAACUUGCUUGAUUUUGACAAUUCUCCCGAGGAGCAAUGUACCUCCACACCCAACACUGAGGAUGAUACCUUAGUAAUGAAAACAGAUCUUAAAGAUUGGAAUCUGAUGUCAAAGGAAGAGAGAGCUCGAUUCAUUGAGGAGCUUAGUGGGAGAAUAACCAAGACCAUGGGUUUACAGGAGCAGCUGGAUAUUAUCAGAAUAAUCGGCGUUCCCCAUAAAAAUAACAUUCCCUUCCGAAUGUCAGUGGAUGAUAUCGACAACCACAAGCUAUCGAAGGUACUUGGUUAUCUCAACACGCACAGAAACGAGUCUCCAACUAAAGCCGCCGACCAGGAGGUGGCAGUAGAGAGCAAUCUUAGAAGAAGUAACAGCGACGGAAAUAUACCGGCUGCAGUUUCGCAAACUCAAAAGGAACACCGGAGACGACAACGACAAGCUCGUAGGUUUGCCAAGUGGUUAAAACAGCGUCAGAAGAAGGAAAACCGUCAGCAUUUGAAAGAACAAAAGAGUGGACUUUUUAUAAAAGAGAAAAAACUCAAGAUUCAAGUUGAGACAGAGGAAGAUAUUGAAGUUGAAAUUUAACGCUGUCUGAUUUGGAAAGAUUCGUUGCUAUAACAACUACAUGGAUGACAUUCCAUGGUUGUUUGUCGAUUAAUAUUCGUUUGUUGCUCAUUGUAUUUUUUUUGUUCUUGUUUUACUUUUUCUGUAUUGAUAUUACAAAGGAUUUAAAAAUUUGUAAGCCUAAUACAAGUUGCAUUUUUUACAUUGUACAACUUUCAAAUUACCCAGUAUCUGUGAAAUUUAUGUUUUAAUGCCCAUGGUUAAACCUGGGUAACUACAUAAGAAUUUCUUGAUAAGUUGAGGUGCUUAGUGUUCAUUGUGGCUUUGCAUGGAUUCGUGAUAUAUCCUAAGUUUUCUUACACAUCUAAGUUUCCUAUUCGCACGGCAUCGAAUUUGAAUUACCAAUUCCUGAAUUCUUAACAAAUUAGUGGCAUAUGUUUUUAUUUUCGUUGCUUAUUCAUUUGUAAUGCUACUGUUUUUCAGACCUAAUUUCGAACCGCUUUUGUUAGAGAGUAUUUUUUUCAUGAAGCCUUGCUCGUAUGUGCUUAUAGGUCUAGUCGGCAGUCGCUGUAGUUUUCAUCCUGAACUCAUAUCCAUACCCAGUACAUAACCAAGACCGGCAUAAAUUGGUAAAACAUACGCCAUUGUGAAAACCUUAUACCACUGUUUCAUUAAAUGCACUUGCUUGGAAAAACGCUGCUCGUUUUGGGGUAAUAAAAUCAGUGUUGUUUAAA